This is a messenger RNA of Hydractinia symbiolongicarpus, 4427 nucleotides long. Its product is annotated as high affinity cAMP-specific and IBMX-insensitive 3',5'-cyclic phosphodiesterase 8B-like. The transcript is spliced from 28 exons. NCBI's taxonomy places the organism in Eukaryota, Metazoa, Cnidaria, Hydrozoa, Anthoathecata, Hydractiniidae. Gene Ontology annotation, molecular function: 3',5'-cyclic-nucleotide phosphodiesterase activity. Bases 618 to 3254 code for a protein of 878 amino acids. The record is from RefSeq and is a predicted model, not a curated record. Gene Ontology annotation, biological process: signal transduction.
AAAAAGCAAACGGUGAGAUUUUAGGGAAGCAGGUUGACGAUGCUUAAAUUUUUACUGAGUAUUUCUCAUAAAAUUUAGCUACUAUUUAUUAUUUCCUCGUUUCUAAAUUUCCUGUUUGCCCUCCGUGACAAUUACUCAGAUUUAGUUGGAUUUUUUCUAACAUUCCAGUGUUGUUUACAAGAGAUUAUUUUUUCGAUACCUUUAUGCAGAAGUGGAUUUCUUUCCAAUAAUGGGAGAAAUAUUGUAAACACAGACAUUUCCGUUUAUGGGUUGAAAAGUUCACGGCUUGGGAGCCACGGUUUUGUCUCGAUUUGUGCGAAUCAGUAACUGUACAUUAUUCUAUUUUGCAAAUUGAAGAAGGAUAUUGAGUUUGGUUUUGUUCUUGAAUACGAAACGAAGGAAAAAUCAUCAUCAAUCCCGUCUUAUUAUCUUAGUUGAAGAGCGUAUGACAACAGUUUUGCACUUUCUUGAAAGCUUUAGGUAUUUUGAUACAGCUACAGAGUUUUUAAGUUGUUAGCUAACUUUGCUAAAACAAACUAAAACUACAAAGGAAUCAUAUGCGUGUAAACAGUAACAAAUAUUCCUGUUAAUGCCCAUGGACUCGAUGUCUUGCUUAAAUGGGCUGUGCACCUAGCAUUCACGUCUCUCAAAGUACUGGCGUUGUUUACUGUAGAGACGAUUCCAAAGAUUCCCAUAGUGGAGUACCUGUGUGUAUUUCGAAAAAGUUAAGUUCAGCUUCUUUGAGUAUAUCAGAAGUUGUCAGUCACAUACCUGGAUCUCAUAGGGAAUCAUUGACUACAGAAGUUCGUAUUACUCGGUAUCAAGGAGGCAAAGGUGAUUCUUUAAUCACAACAACUACACAGGCUUGGGUUACUGCUGAAGGAAAACAAACCCAAACUGAUCAAAUGCUAAAAGGAAUGGACAAGGCCAGCAAGUCUGAACUGCAGCUUGGACCAAUGAAAGUAUACAAGCAUCCUAUGGAGGUUUUACUAAUAUUUGGUUCAGACGAUGGUCAAUCAGAUGCUUUUAUAUCUGGUGCCAAACGAGGAGGUUAUAAAUACAAGUUGCAGUAUACUACAGAGACGGCUAUGGAUUAUUACCUAAAGAAAUUACCUGAACUUGUUAUAAUUGAUUUGCGUUCAAAUGUGUAUUUUGAUGGCGAAACUCUGUGUCGAAACAUUAGAUCAACUAGACCCAAUGUUAAUACUGUUAUUGUUGGUGUGACAAAAAAAAAUGAGCAAGAAGAUAUAUCCAUAGUUUCCCUUCUAAAAUGUGGCUUCAACAGGAGAUUUGUGGAAGAUCAUAACACUACAACAUGUCUUAAUGAAUUAAUAAUGUUAGAUACUGGAGAGGUAUCUUCACAAUGUAAAUUAAGGGCGACGUCCUGUUUAUUCAGUGCUGUCGAGCAUGCAUACGAUGCAAUCGAAAUACAAUGUGUAGAUCCGGAGAAAACAGAAUUCCAGUAUGUUAACCCAGCUUAUGAAAAAGUUACUGGCUACUGGCGGAAUGAAGUAGUUGGAAAUUCAAAAAAUAAUAUUUUAUCUAACUGUGAAGUACCUAAACCAGAUUCUCAUGAAAACAUAUCAAAACUCUUGAGUAAAGGCAAAACAUGGGAGGGAGUGUGCAUUGCACGCAAAAAGAGUGGUGAACAGUUUGUACAGAGUUUAAAGAUUGUUCCAAUAAUAGGGCAUGCUGGUCGUGUCACACACUAUGUUGUGGUGAAGCGUGAUUUGUCAGCCAUGGAGAAAGAUACCCAGAUACAACAAAUGCAUCAGGAACUACGAAAGGUUCGAAUAGAACGUGGUCCAGAUAAAGCUGUACCUGCUACCUUCAGUAUCACACAUAAUACAGCUCACGUUACAGUAAACUCGUUGUCAAUCAAAGCUGAGGCUCCAAUCACUAAGGUCAUCAACAUGUUGAACGCAGUACAAGAAGAUAGUCCGCUAAAUGUGGUGCAAGUUCUAGAAAAAGUUAUUGAUAUUUUGAGGACGACAGAAUUAUAUACGCCGUCGUCACUCGAUCAGGUUGAAGAGAAAGGAAUUGAACGUGAUUUAGUUGAAGGACUGAUGUGGAACUUCCGUGAGAGGAGACACUCCGCUGAUAGCAAUGUUAAAGGUUUUGUACAGCGUGAUUCGAAUUUAAGCACCAGCCUGAUACAUGGACAGAAAGUGUUUCAAGUUACGCAAGCACCUCCAGAUAUUCAAGAGGUGUUACAAAACGACGACAAGUGGGAAUAUGAUAUUUUAAAAUUAGAAAGAGUCUCAAAUAAAAGGCCAUUAUAUUAUUUAGGUCAAACGAUAUUUAAUCGAUUUAACGUAGGGGUCUAUUUAUCAAUAUCAGAUACCGUAGUUAGAAAUUGGCUUCAGUUAAUUGAAGCAAAUUAUCAUAUGCAUAACGCUUACCACAAUUCAACACACGCGGCCGAUGUUCUGCACGCAACUUCAGUGUUUUUACAACGAGAUGAUGUUAAAAACACACUGGAGAGAUCUGACGAAAUUGCUGCGUUAAUUGCAGCCGUAGUACACGAUGUAGACCAUCCAGGGUUUACAAAUUCAUUUUUAUGUAAUGCUGGUAGCGAACUGGCUGUUCUAUACAAUGAUAUCGCUGUGUUAGAAAGCCAUCAUGCUGCAAUGGCGUUCAAAUUAACGUCCAGGGACAUGAAGUCAAAUAUCUUUCAAAAUUUGCAGCCAGAUGAGUUUAAAUUGAUUCGACAAUCAGUAAUUGAUAUGGUGAUGGCUACAGAAAUGAAACAACAUUUUGAACAUUUAGCCAAAUUUGAAAAUAAUUUUAAUAAAAGACACACCUCGCACGAGGACGGUUCUGCUAAUGGUCGUGCCACUCCAGAGUCCAUAUCUUCGUCUCAUUUAAAUAUUCAGUCACCGGAAAAUCGAGCCAUUGUCAAGCGAAUGAUUAUCAAAUGCGCUGACAUUGCAAAUCCAGCUCGGCCUACCUUACUAUGUCGUGAAUGGGCUUACAGGAUAGCUGAAGAAUAUUUUAGACAGACGGAAGAAGAAAAGAAGCGUAAUUUACCGAUUGUCAUGCCUGUCUUCGAUCGAAACACGUGCAACGUCCCAAAAUCACAACUCUUCUUUAUCGAUUAUUUUGUAAACAAUCUGUACAGUGCAUGGGAUAAAUUUGCGCAAGUGCCAGAGGCCAUGGAAUGUCUCCGUGCAAACUAUGAAUAUUGGAGUGAUGAAGCAGACAAGCUGGAAAAAGAGAAAGAAUCGGUUGGAAACGGUAACAGCGAUUCUUAAACAGAAGAUGAUCUGCUUUUUAAUUCAGCAGUCAUCGUUUCAACACACCAUUAAGCUAAGUGGCUCGCCAUUUUUUCGGACGGCUCAAUUCUAGUCUGACUCUCCUGCUUAUUCGCGUCUCAGUAUUCUUCAGCGGGUUCAAAACCCGUAAAAGAGAAGCCAAAGCUGCUGCGUAGAAGAGACUUGACAAACAUGGAACGCUAUAAAGAGAAAAAGGAUAAUUUAUGCAAUAUGAGAGCGUUGCGUGAUUGGUCACACUAAAACGUUUGAUGGCUCGUCUUGGUAUCACGUGGUGCAGAGAAUUUAAAUUAUCGCUAAAGAUAUAAACGAGAAAGCGGAAAUAAAAUUUUAUUAAAAAAAAGUAUUUAUCUGUUGAAAUGUGUAGAGAAAUGAAGGGAAAUUUGCCCCUUCCCUACAUAAAAAGUAUAUAGAAAUUUUUAUCUCUAUAAUACUAAGCUUGUCUGUUAAUUGUUUCAUUAUUAUAUAUGCUCAAAAAAUGUACAAUUAUCUCCCCUGUAUCCAUUUGAUAAAAUUUACCACCAAAAGAGUAGUUGAUUUUCUCUGAAAGAGGUCCUUUGUAGAAAAGUCGUUAUUGAAUCUUGUAGUUCUUUUUUUUUUUGAAGAAGAUGAGAAAUGUGUACCUUUUCCUUUCACCAAAGAUUUCACCAAACUUCGACAUUCUCUUUAAGUAGCUUUUCGUACUAAUUUUUAGCGCGUACUAUUUUCAAAUUCGCAUAAAAAUCUGAAAAAGCGUAAAAAUUAGUAGAUAUAUUUAUCUCGUUUGUUUCUCGUCCCAAGGGCUCUUCUAUGUCUAUAAUGGGACGGCGCGCUGAAUCGUUCUUGCUUUACUGAAUUUGAUAGGCUAUAAAUUAGUACGAAUCAGAUGAUUGUAAAUUAUUUUACUGCGAUUCUUUUAAACCUUUCUGUUCUACUGCUCCUACAAGUUUAUGAUGCUUUGCGAGAAAGAAUACCUGCCAGAAAGCUUAAUAUGAGAAAGUUAGUUGAAAUUAGUCUGUUGUCUCGCUUAUUUACUUUCUUUUCACAAUCUAACCUAAGGUAUUGCUUGUUAUCAGUUUGGUUUAACGAGGUAUUUUAGAGAAUUUGUCGGUGUUUUUAUCGUGUGGAUAUUAUGUAUAUGUUUAUCUGCUAAUAUGCACCGCUGUAUAAAAGAAA